AUGAGUGCAUCAUACCAACAUCGAAAAAUCUCCGUGCAACAUGCAGCAUCCUCCAAAUAUGGCUUUACCGUCCUUCAAACCCGCUUUCAAUCAAUACACCUUAAGCUUUCCGCGGGCUUGACCAAUGAGAACAAUUAUCCCCUAGCGUCAGAGUUUUAUACUUUCUGGCCGCACGAGAGAUCCAUAUGGCGCGGCUUGAGCAAUGGAUCCGCGGCCGUUCGUCCCACUAUCGUUGACGUGUUAUCUCAAGGGGUCAAUGAAAUAUGA
Molecule: messenger RNA, 267 nt
Organism: Sclerotinia sclerotiorum 1980 UF-70
Lineage: Eukaryota; Fungi; Ascomycota; Leotiomycetes; Helotiales; Sclerotiniaceae
Exons: 3
Coding region: 1-267 (88 amino acids)
Source: RefSeq, a predicted model, not a curated record